Daphnia magna is the source of this 1763-nucleotide messenger RNA. RefSeq names its product actin, muscle. The coding region runs from base 200 to 1330 and encodes 376 amino acids. NCBI's taxonomy places the organism in Eukaryota, Metazoa, Arthropoda, Branchiopoda, Diplostraca, Daphniidae. The transcript is spliced from 7 exons. Gene Ontology annotation, biological process: mitotic cytokinesis. The record is from RefSeq and is a predicted model, not a curated record.
CCCUCCUCCCUCUCUUUUGCCUACUCCGCUACGUCGUCUGGAAGCCGGCGGACCACCACCCUAAGCCACUCCCAAGCCCUUUAUAAGACGAGGAGUCCCGAGUUGUCAGUACACCAGACCGUCCCCAGUCGGUUAGCUCAACAGAGCAAACGUACCUGUUUUUUUCCAGUUCACUCGCCCCCAGACUUAAUUCAUCAACAUGUGUGACGAUGAUGUUGCGGCUUUGGUUGUGGACAACGGAUCCGGUAUGUGCAAGGCUGGAUUCGCCGGAGAUGACGCCCCCCGUGCCGUCUUCCCCUCCAUUGUCGGCCGUCCUCGCCACCAGGGUGUCAUGGUGGGUAUGGGACAGAAAGACUCGUACGUCGGUGACGAGGCCCAAUCCAAACGUGGUAUUUUGACUCUGAAAUACCCAAUUGAGCACGGCAUCAUCACCAACUGGGAUGACAUGGAAAAGAUCUGGCACCACACCUUCUACAACGAGUUGCGCGUGGCUCCCGAGGAACACCCCAUCCUCUUGACUGAGGCCCCCCUUAACCCCAAGGCUAAUCGUGAGAAGAUGACCCAGAUCAUGUUCGAGACCUUCAACUGCCCGGCCAUGUACGUUGCCAUCCAGGCCGUCCUCUCCCUCUAUGCCUCCGGUCGUACCACUGGUAUCGUCCUCGACUCCGGUGAUGGUGUCUCCCACACUGUCCCCAUUUAUGAAGGUUACGCCCUGCCCCACGCCAUCCUCCGUCUGGAUUUGGCUGGUCGCGACUUGACUGACUACUUGAUGAAGAUCUUGACUGAACGCGGUUACAGCUUCACCACCACCGCUGAGCGUGAAAUCGUCCGUGACAUCAAGGAGAAAUUGUGCUAUGUCGCCCUGGACUUUGAACAGGAAAUGGCCACUGCUGCUGCCUCCACCUCUUUGGAGAAAUCCUAUGAAUUGCCCGAUGGUCAGGUCAUCACCAUUGGCAACGAGCGAUUCCGCUGCCCCGAGGCCCUCUUCCAGCCCUCAUUCUUGGGUAUGGAAUCUUGCGGUAUCCACGAGACCGUCUACAACUCGAUCAUGAAGUGCGACGUCGACAUCCGUAAGGAUCUGUACGCCAACACUGUCUUGUCCGGAGGCACCACCAUGUACCCCGGUAUUGCUGAUCGUAUGCAAAAGGAAAUCACCGCCCUUGCCCCAUCCACCAUCAAGAUCAAGAUCAUCGCUCCCCCUGAGCGCAAAUACUCCGUCUGGAUCGGUGGCUCCAUCUUGGCCUCUCUGUCCACCUUCCAACAGAUGUGGAUCUCCAAGCAGGAAUACGACGAGUCCGGCCCUGGCAUUGUCCACCGCAAGUGCUUCUAAAUCAUCUGGCGCUUUCCGAUGGGGGCGAGACUCGUUUUCGACUCUAUCGUCCCAAUUCUUUUCAAUUUUUAUUCUUCUCUUCUUCGUCUUUUCUUCCAUUUUCCUGUCUUUUCUUUACUCUUUUUCGUCUCUCUUGACGUUUUCACUUCCCAGUUCUUAUUUAUUUACUCACUGUCUCUGUCGACACUUCUUGCAAGAAAUAUUGAUUGAUGAUGGGUUUUUCUUCUCUUUGCCUAGUUUUGAACACAGCUAAAAACACCCGCCCACCCUAUUUUUCACUUCGAAGUCAAUUAAUUGGCCGUUCUCUUGAUUCCUUAAUACCAAACUAUCUUCACGCCAUACUGUUUCUCUGUUAAACCCUUUUCAUUUAUUUUGAAAAAAGCUGUUGACGUCUGUGCCUUAAUUGAAUACAUGCAAACGGACUUGGAAGUGA